Mustela erminea (ermine) is the source of this 798-nucleotide messenger RNA. RefSeq names its product C1q and TNF related 8 (gene C1QTNF8). The record is from RefSeq and is a predicted model, not a curated record. Gene Ontology annotation, molecular function: protein binding. NCBI's taxonomy places the organism in Eukaryota, Metazoa, Chordata, Mammalia, Carnivora, Mustelidae.
AUGACACGGCGGAAGGAGGGGACAGACACCUGGGGCCUGGCCAGACGCUGUGCUCCCCAGCCAGAGAUGGCUCUGGUAUGGACGGCAGCCUCUGGCCUCCUGCUCUUCCUGGGGCUGCAUGUAGGGGCCUGGCCCAGCCUGGGGCCUCCCCAACGUCCCUGUGUGUAGUGCUGCCGCCCCGCCUGGCCCCCUCUGUCCCCCCACCGAACUGAGGAGCCGUGGGGGCUGCUGCCCCGCGUGCAUCCCACUGUGGACAUCUCCAUCCUCAAAGGUGAGAAGGGCGAACCAGGGGUCACCGGUCCCUCCGGCAGCAACGGGAAGGAGGGUCUGCCAGGCGCCCGUGGCCUCCAGGGCCACAAAGGCCAGAAGGGGCAGGCAGGGCCACCGGGCUCCCUGUGUCCACGCACCUGCGCGUCCUUCUCGGUGGGCCAGCAGGAGGGCCUGCACAGCACUGACCACUUCAACGCAGAGCUGGUGAACCUGGAAAGCCUUUACCUGCCGUCUCGCCGCUUCCUGCGUGCUGUGCCGGGCGUCUACUUCCUGAGCCUCAGCGUGCACACGAGCAACCAAGAGACCUACCUGCACAUCAUGUGCCACGGGCGGGCUGCCGCUGUGCCGUACGCCAGCCCAGAGAGCACAGCGUCACGCAGACCCAGGCUGCUGCUGCCACUGGCCACUGGCGACGCUGUCCGGGUGCGCGUGUUCCAGCGUGACCGCAGCAACGCCAUCUAUGGCGAGCACAGCGACCUCUGCAUCACCUUCAGGAGCCACCUGGUCAAGCCGGCCACGGAGCUCUAG